Durio zibethinus is the source of this 870-nucleotide messenger RNA. Its product is annotated as outer envelope pore protein 21, chloroplastic-like. Gene Ontology annotation, molecular function: voltage-gated monoatomic anion channel activity. Gene Ontology annotation, biological process: regulation of monoatomic anion transport. NCBI's taxonomy places the organism in Eukaryota, Viridiplantae, Streptophyta, Magnoliopsida, Malvales, Malvaceae. The record is from RefSeq and is a predicted model, not a curated record.
AACGGGCAGGGUAACGUUUAUAAAAAUUAGUUUAGGGCUUAUAACAUACAUCCACCCCAAGCAUUUCAUUUUAGCCCACAACAAAUCUUAUGCAUUGGUCUGGCUCUCCUCUUUGGGGCUUAGUAUAAUAUACUAAGGCAAUCGGGUUUAGCCUUGGCUUUCCACACUAUAAUCUGGAAACACAGAAAUGGAGACUUCGUUGAGAUACAGUGGAGAUUCCAAAGCUCUAAGAAUCCACGCCAAGGAGAAGUUCUCCAUCGAUUCCAAAACCCAUUUGCAGGUUUAUGGCGAGCUAGACACCAGAACUGGAGCCCCGAGUAACUUUUGUGCAAUGAUAAGGCACUUCUAUCCUGAUUUACAUACAAGCCUUGGUGUAGGAUUGCGCUAUGAUAAGUGUGAUAAGGUGCAGUACACGUUGCGAGGAAAAAGGUCUUUUCUUGUAACCAACAAUGGUUUGGUAAAUUUCGUUGUCAAGGGAAGAUACGAUGUUGACCAAGAAUUCGAGGGGAGGAAGUCAGAAGGAGCUGCUGAAUUUACCUUUAGCAUAAUCAAUUUCCAGAGAGACCAAGAUGUUAGAUUCAAACUUGGCUAUGAAGUAUCUGAGAAGGUUCCAUAUCUGCAGAUUAGGGAAAAUAAUUGGACCCUCGAUGUUGACAUGAAGGGCAGAUGGAACAUAAGAUUCGAUUUGUAAGAAGAUAUAAGAUUGACCUCAUUUGGUGGUGAGAUAUGUGGGUGCCAAAAGCAUUUAUAAUGUUCAUUUCAUUUCUGAUGGAUUGGACAGACAGCUGUGUUGUGCUGAUUGGUAAAAACCCAAUGUCAUUGGUCAUUAAAAUGUAUAAUGUGGGUUUCUUUUUCUUCUUCCAAUCAAAU